Messenger RNA from Condylura cristata (star-nosed mole), 876 nucleotides. It is a transcript of the gene ANAPC10, whose product is annotated as anaphase promoting complex subunit 10. Bases 116 to 673 code for a protein of 185 amino acids. Gene Ontology annotation, cellular component: anaphase-promoting complex. Gene Ontology annotation, biological process: anaphase-promoting complex-dependent catabolic process; protein K11-linked ubiquitination. The record is from RefSeq and is a predicted model, not a curated record. The transcript is spliced from 5 exons. Lineage: Eukaryota; Metazoa; Chordata; Mammalia; Eulipotyphla; Talpidae.
CCGUCCACCCGGCUGGGAAGCCUGUCGCCAGCCGCCCAGUGGGAGUGGCGCGGGGCGGCGGGCAGCCGAAAGCCCCGCGUGGCGGCCAGUGCGUCCGCAAACUACUAUAUAAAAAAUGACCACCCCAAACAAGACACCUCCUGGUGCGGAUCCUAAGCAGCUGGAAAGGACUGGCACAGUGCGGGAAAUUGGGUCACAGGCUGUUUGGUCACUCUCUUCUUGCAAACCAGGAUUUGGAGUGGAUCAGUUACGAGAUGACAAUUUAGAAACUUACUGGCAAUCAGAUGGUUCCCAGCCUCAUUUAGUGAACAUCCAAUUCAGAAGAAAAACAACAGUGAAGACAUUAUGUAUUUACGCAGACUACAAAUCUGAUGAAAGUUAUACUCCAAGCAAGAUCUCAGUCAGAGUAGGAAAUAAUUUUCACAACCUUCAAGAAAUUCGGCAACUUGAAUUGGUGGAACCAAGUGGCUGGAUUCACGUUCCCUUAACUGAUAAUCAUAAGAAGCCAACUCGCACAUUCAUGAUACAGAUUGCUGUUCUAGCUAACCACCAAAAUGGAAGAGACACGCACAUGAGACAGAUUAAAAUAUACACACCAGUGGAAGAGAGCUCAAUUGGUAAAUUUCCUAGAUGCACAACUAUUGAUUUCAUGAUGUAUCGUUCAAUAAGAUAACUUUAAAACUGAACAAACGUCAUUUUAACAUUUUUAUUUUAUCUUGUCAGCAAAUAUUAUAUCUGUUACUGGAAAAACAUCAGUUAUUUUGCAAUUUUGUAUGCUUUUCAAAGUAUGUUACUGUAACUUUGAUAAAUAAAUUUUGGUUCUGAUUAUUAUCUUUAUUUUCUUUUUCAAAUAAUAAGCUCACCUCUAUUGCAUUA